Molecule: messenger RNA, 3226 nt
Organism: Salvelinus sp. IW2-2015
Lineage: Eukaryota; Metazoa; Chordata; Actinopteri; Salmoniformes; Salmonidae
Product: vasculin-like protein 1
Biological process (GO): DNA-templated transcription; positive regulation of DNA-templated transcription
Cellular component (GO): nucleus
Molecular function (GO): DNA binding; RNA binding
Source: RefSeq, a predicted model, not a curated record
CCAAACAAACACCAGAACGCCUCUUCUAGAGGCACAUAGCAGGAAGAAAGUAUUUCAAUGCUAAUCAUCGAUGGAAUAUUACGUCUAAAUAUAUUUGUUAUCAUAUUUAUUGAAGAACAUCUUGCUUAACAUAGCAGGUUGGGUCUGCAGAAGUUGGGUUCGCAGAAGUGCAUGUGAAUGCAACACUACAAGAGGACUGAAAAUACUUGGAUUAACUGCAUAGCACCUGUCUUUUGUGUUGUGAAAAGCUCAGAAUCUUCAACAAAAUUAUUCCGUUGACAAAUUAUCUGUGACAUUCUCCAUAUGUUCCUACGCUUUCUUUUGCUUUGAAGGAAGACAUUUGUGUUUGCAUUUGAGGUUCCCUCGUUUAUGGGAAAGUGUAUUUUUAUAUUUCAACAAAGGAGUCCCAGGUGUGUUGUGACACAGGGCACUGUGCUUGUAAGAGAUUGCUGUUAUAUCGUCUAAAAGCUCACUCAUCUAUGAAAUCUGAACUAUUGCACUCUCCUCCUGCAACCGCACAACCACGGAUAAUUCUACCGGCAGUUAACAGAUACAGAUAUAAUAAGACGGAUGAAGAAAGCAACAGGCCUAACCAGCCAUUUAGGCACCAUUGUCUUUAGCAUGCACUGAAAAACAGCAUUAUAAUGCAUUGUUCUGCAGUAUCAAAAUUUCACUGACCUCGAUUGAAGAUGUCAGAAAUGUAACAGUGGAUUCUACUGCCUUUACUGUCAUGUGACUUUAAUACUAGACACCUUUUUUCCCUUCAAACCUGGACAGCCUUUUCACCAGUUUAAUGAGGUGAGCUGUGGUUUUCAGUGACCAUUGGAAUAAAAAUACUUUCUCUGAAUCGAUUUAUUUUCUGCAUGUGUUUGGGUGGAGCUUAAAAUGACUCUGUAAAAGGUGCGUCUUGGUCUAAGAGCUGGCACCCAUAGUUGCAGGAUAAGAGCUAGAACCUCCUUCCACCCCUCUUCUGAUGUCAUUGUGGAACUGUCCUGUUCACACUGACCGGGAUCAAUACCCCAGAGCGUCAAAUCUCACCAGACAACCUGCAGCUGCCUCACCCAUUGGACAAUUCACCUUCCAAUCUACUGAGCCCGCCAGUCAGAACCUUCAGUUUCACAGCACAGAUCAAGCUGACUCUGUGUCUCUGCCCCUGACAAAGAAUCCUACCUGCUUCAGUAGAGUGAUCAGGAAGAAUUGGGGGGGGGGGUGGGGGUAACGGCGCUCCCCAAAAAACUCACACACAACUUCCCCAGCUCAAACCACGUGUUAAAAUAGUUUGAGAAGUCCACAGCCAUCAAAUCCCCUCCAGGGUAACGAACCCUUGAAUCAACACCAGGCCUCUGGAUCACCAUUCCAGAUCAUCUCAGAACCCUGUGACCCGUCUCCCAACACUUCACCCUGGACGACAGGGUCUGGGGAAAGGGGCUGUUCUGUCCUGGAGGAGGAGGGCUCAGCAGUGGGGUGCUGCUCUCCAUCACACACUCUGAGUCUAAGACCAGUGGUGUGUCUGUGAGCGGGCCAGAGAGAACAAGCCCACAGAGGAGGGAGAGACCGGGAGGAGGAGAGGACUUCAGAGCCAAAAACUCUGGGAUCUUUGCCAUGAGGUUUGAUGCCUCGAUCCACUGACUGGAGACACUGGACCUAAAUGGCGCAGCAUGACUUUGUCCCUGCCUGGCUUAACUUCUCCACACCCCAGCCUGCCAAGUCCCCUGCAGCCAGCCUCGAGAAGCAUGGCAACCCCCAUCACCACCGGAACAGCCGUGCUGCCGUGAGCCGCCGCCGACACAACUCCUCCGAUGGCUUCUUCAACAACGGGCCCCUGCACGCCCCCGCAGGUGAUGGGUGGCAGCAGCCUUCUCUCCUCCUAAGGCAUGACUCUGUGGACUCUGGGGUGGCAAAGGGGGGGCAUGGUGGCCUGGCGGGGGUUCCCUGCUGGAAGGAGGCUCCUCCCACAUGGCACGGGGCACCAAGGGGGGUGCAGGACGUGCACCACCACCAGGGGCGCCACACCAGACGCACCGUGCCCGGAGGAGGGGACAGGGACAGGCAGGGGGGGCACCGGCAGCGCAACGGCAACUUCCAUCCCCGCAAGGGCGUCCCCGGGACCCCCUACAAGGACAAGUUCCCCAACGAGGAACGCAGCGGGGAGGACAAGCUGAAAUUUGUGGAAGAGGACUUUCCCUCCCUUAACCCUGAAACAACUGGAAAGUCUGGGAACCAGACGAGGCCAGUGGCUCCUCACGCUGGAGUAUGGGAGAACCCUCCUAGUGGCAAGCAGAUGGUGUCUAAGAUGCUGGUGAUCAAGAAGGUUUCCAAAGAGGACCCAGGAUGCACUGCGUUCUCUGCCAGCUUUGCCAGCUCCGGAGCCCCACCCAUCAACAGCAGCAAAGCCCUGCCCACCAUUGCCAGUUCCACCCACUCUGUCUACAAGAACCUGGUGCCCAAGCCUGCCCUGGUGACCACCAAGCCCCACCAGUGGAAGCCAGGUGGGAGAGACUCCAUCAAGCCUGGCCUCCACUUGUCAGGACGAGACUCUGUCUUCACCAGUCCUGUGUCUGCAGCCAAACCCUAUGCCUCUGCCACCCAGCUACAAAGCCACAACACCCCCAAAGAGCAUCCCUACAGUACAACUCCUCCCAUGGACAUUGGCCCAUCGUCGCGGCUAAAGCUGAUGCGGCGCGGACCAGACCGGAAGAGUGACUUCCUGCGGACGCUGAAGGACGAGUGCACCGGAGACCUGACCUCCAGCAGCAGCCCUGCAACUCCUGGACAGACUCCUCAGGGCGAGAGCAGCACCCCAGAGCCCAAAGCCUACAGCCAGGGAGUCUGCCAUGAGAAUGGCCUGUCUCACUCCCUCUCUCUCAGCAAUUCAGACACCGAUCACCUGUCUAGCUCCCUAGAGGCAGAACACAGGUUACUGAAGGCCAUGGGCUGGCAGGAAUACCCAGAAAACGAUGACAGCUUCCUGCCCCUGACUCAGGAAGAGCUCAGAGAGUUCCAGACUAAAACAGAACAGCUGAAGAGAAACGGGGUCCUCCCCCGGGGGGCACGAGGCGUCACCCUCCACUUCACCCCCUGGAGGUGUGUGGCUGAGGCCCACCUAGAAGAUGACGAGGGCUCAGAGUCUGAAACCAGCAGCAGCAGCCAGACCUCGGACGACGAUGACGUCGGCGACUGCAUCAACCUGACGAACAAAGUGUUUGUCACCAGCCCAGUCAUCUGA